AUGGAUGCUCUCACGGUCGAUCAUUCUCGAUCAGCAUCGUGCCCCCAGGCGGGACUCACUCCGGAACCACCAACGCUCUGCCAGGUCUACCCUACUCCACAGGACGAGGCUGAAACAGACGUCGAUAUAAUUGCCAUCCAUGGCCUCGAUGCGGAGUCUCCAGAUACGUGGGCGCUUGCUAUUGGGUAUUCACUCUCGACCUGGGUCAAACAAAAACCGACCUCUCCUGUUCAUCGCUUCAUGACUGGGUGGCAUCAUCCUGAGUCGGGCGAUGCAACGGGCGGCGUGAUUUUCCUCGCCACGCCGUUCAGAGGGACUGUGUUUAAGGACCUAGCUGGAGCAGCAGUCACUUUCCUGCGAGGCUACGCUAGGCUCGUAGACAAAUUAGUCACUGAGCUGCUCGAGAGCAUGACAAAAUCGACUGAUUUUCUUCAGGAUCUCAUGGGAGAUUUCACGCGGCUAGUUGAUAAAAGCUCUGCCCGUCUCGAUAUCGUCCCGAACCCAGUUGCCCUUGAACGGACCCAUGUUGAGAUGAACAAGUUUUAUGGCCCUGAAGAUCCGGGAUAUGUUGCCGUUUCUGGGAAGAUUAAAAAUAAUCUUGAGGAGAUUCGUGACGGCUCUCCGCUUAAGACAGCUGACGACUGGAUACGCGAGGAUCACUAUACUGCGGACAGGCUUAAGAUUAAACGACUCUCGGGCGAAUUGUUGCCGAUGGGUCAGUGCUACAUAAAUCUCGCUAUUGUGGAGCACCCCAGCCAAAAUGCAGACCAUUUCAAGAAAGAACAAGAAGAAGGAAAUACAUCGUCCUCCCCGUUUUCCAUCCUCGCUCGACUUAAGGUUGAGACACCGGACAGGAAGAUCCAGGUCGAGUUGCCGACUCUUUUUAACGCACGCAAAGGAUCCAACUAUCACAUGGCACAACCAAGAAGGAUUCUGAUCAGAGGGCGGGCCGGAGUCGGGAAGACAACUUUAUGCAAAAAGAUCGUUCAUGACUUUAUCCAGGGGGUAUGGAGAGACAAGUUUGACCGCGUACUCUGGGUACGUUUACGGAGACUGAAAGGACAGCAGGACGUACCAUACAACCUUGGGAACCUAUUAUACGAUGAAUAUUUCUCGCAGCACCCACAAGGCGUUUCUCUCGCCUCCUCGUUGUGGAGGACAUUGGUUGUCAACAGUGAUAGGACUCUGUUCAUCCUCGAUGGGCUUGACGAAGUAAUCCAAAACUUGAGCUUUGACGACCAGAAGUCCGAUUUCCUUCAGCGCCUUUUGAAUCAACCCAAUGUGAUUAUUACAUCCCGGCCGCACAUAUCACUUCCAGUGGGUGUCCGUUCUCCCGACCUUGAACUGGAGACGAUCGGAUUCUACCCAGAUCAGGUGACGGAAUACAUACAAAAUACCUUUACGGAGUCAAAAAGAGCCGAUGAGAUUCAAAAAUUUCUCCAAAAACAUCAGCUCAUUCACGAUCUUGCGCGGAUCCCGAUUCAAUUGGAUGCGCUCUGCUACACCUGGAGCAGUUUCCGUGGCAAAAUUACGCCACGGACUAUGACCGACGUCUACAAAAGUAUCGAGGUAAACUUAUGGAAGAAGGACAUCUUGAGAUUAGAGAAACAGCAUGAAGGGAUGCGGGUGUCGUGGUCUGAUAUCGAAGACGCGCCGCUGGACCAGAUCGAGAAUUUCGUAAGCGCGGAGAUCUAUCUUCUUGAAGGCCUCGCUUUUACUGGGCUGUACAACGAUGUAAUAGAGUUUACGUCAGAGCAUCGGAGUGCCGUAUCUAAGCAGUUCAAGUUACUAGGCACGAAUAUCUUGCUUGACAGGACUCUUCCACAUCUCUCCUUUCUACGGACGUCGGACCCUUCAUCAGACGACUACAAUCGAGAUUACCACUUUCUGCACGUAACGUUCCAAGAGUAUUUUGCGGCACGGUAUUUCGUGAGACAGUGGAAAUAUCGACAACGGCUCAAAUGUCUGACACUCGGCGAAGGAAGGAAUGCAGAAAUCGAGCCUUCCAGUUUUAUUCAGAAUCACAAAUAUAACGCACGUUGCGAUAUUUUCUGGCGCUUUGUCGCUGGCUUGCUUAACGCCGAAGAGACGUUUCGCUUCUUCCAGACUGUCGAAGAGGAGCCGCGUGACCUCAUAGGCCCCAUGCAUCAGCGACUAAUAAUGCAUUGCUUGAGUGAAGUGAUGCUAGAGGAGGUGUCGAUUUUCACGCCACUUCGAACGAAGCUGGAAGUCCAGCUGUCACAGUGGCUGUUGUUUGAAUGCAAAUUUCGGGGAGGAUCACAUUUGGCCAACGAAAAGGAGCUUCCAGAGCAAGCCCUGAAAACAGCCUUGCAACAAUCGUCUGGAGAUACAGGAGUGACGCUACUACGAGUUCUAAAUAGACGAUCAGCAAUUCCAUUAUGGGGCCUGGAAGUGGCAGCCUCAUGUCUAAAGGGAAAUAUCAAUGAAAGCAAAGCUAUUGCCGCCCUGAACAUGCUCGGAAGCCGAAAAGAAAAUUUAUCUUCUGGGAUCCUGCAAGCUAUGGCAUCGCGGCUCGAGGAUCCACAAAAGGAAGUCCGACAGGCGGCAGUCGACGCGCUCAAGGGCCGAUCAGAGCUACCUCCUGAGAUAUUGCAAGCGAUAGCAGCACGAUUCAAGUAUCCACACAAAGAUAUCCGACUGGCGGCAGUUAGCGUGCUCAAAGGCCAACUAGAGCUAAAUAUUGAAAUACUUCAAGCCAUAGUGGCACUGCUCGAAGAUACAGAUAUAUAUGUCCGGCAGGUAGCAGUUAACAUGAUCAAAGGCCGAGCAGAGCUACCUCUUGAGGUAGUACAAGCCGUAGCAGCACAGCUUGAGGACCCAAGGAAAUUUGUCCAUUCAGCGGCAGUCAAUAUGCUCAGAGGCCGAUCAGAGCUACCUGCUCAAAUUCUUCAAGCUAUAGUGGUACGGCUCGAGGAUCCAAGAAGUUUUAUUCGAUUAGCGGCAGUAAGGGUUCUCGAAGGCGUAUCCGAGCUACACUCUGAGAUUCUUCACGCCGUGGCGAGACAGAUCAAUGAUCCAGAUAAGUAUGUCCGACAGGCAGCAGUCAACAUGAUCGGACGCCGAUUAGAGCCACGCCCAGAGAUACUGCAAGCCGUGGUAGCACGGCUCGAGGAUCCGGAGGUACUACAAGCUAUAGCGGCACGGCUUCAGGAUUCAAAUAAGCGUGUCCGAUAUGCGGCAGUCAAGGAGCUCGAAAGCCGACCAGAGCUACCUUCAGAGAUCCUACAAGCCGUGGAAUCACAGGUCGAGGAUUCGCACAAUGAAUUCCGACAGGCGGCAGUCGAAGUGCUCAUGGGCCAAUAUGAGCUACCUCCUGAGAUAUUGCAAGCUAUGGCAUCGCGGCUCCAGGACCCAGAGGAGUGUGUCCGACUGGCGGCGGUCAAUGCGCUUAAAGGCCGAUCAGAGCUAACCCCUGAAAUACUGCAAAUAAUAAGGGCACGGCUUGAGGAUACGAACAUAAAUAUCCGAAAAGUAGCAAUUAAUGUGGUCAGAGGCCGAACAGAGCUACCCCCUAUGAUACUGCAAGCUGUAGCAGCGCAGCUCGAGGGUCCACAAGAGGAUAUCGAUUUCCGAUGGGGGGUGGUCGCACGGCUCGAAGAUCCGGAUUGGGAUGUCCAACGGACGGCGAUCGGCGCGCUCGAAGGCCGAUCAAAGCUACUUUCCGAGGUACUGCAAGCUGUGGCGGCACAGCUCGAGGAUCCACACAAGGAUGUUCGACAGGUGGCGAUCGACGUGCUCAAUGGCCGAUCAGAGCGACCCCCCGAGCUACAGCAAUUGAUAAUGGCACGGCUCGAUGAUCCAGAUUGGCUAGACCGUAAUCAACACUGGCUUCCAUAUAGCAUUGGACCUUGGAAUCGAAAUUUACCGGACCUAGCUGUUGACGUACUCAUAGGUCAAUCAUCCCUGCCAUUUGAGAUUGUCAACCAACACUUCCAAUCUUUAUACCGGAUUCUGCUAAAGAGAGGCUUUGAGGAACAUCUAGGUUGGUAUAUCACGGGUGAAAUAUCCUACAUUGGAGUAGGUGUCAGGAAAGUUCCUCUAAAGGGCCAGCAAGCUUGGUUGAAGGACACAAUUCGAGAAGAGUGGAACGACUUGGGCACUCCUCUUCCUGACGUUCAGUGGAUGUCGGGGAGACAACUACUGCUAAGGGUCACACGCCGCUUCAGGGGCCUGUUCUCUAGUGCGAAGCCGCGCGUUCCCCCACUCGAGCGUGGAGAUUAUACAUACAAGAUGGACAGCAGGCUGCCUGGGUAA
This is a messenger RNA of Aspergillus affinis, 4275 nucleotides long. RefSeq lists its product as uncharacterized. NCBI's taxonomy places the organism in Eukaryota, Fungi, Ascomycota, Eurotiomycetes, Eurotiales, Aspergillaceae. Gene Ontology annotation, molecular function: ATP hydrolysis activity. The record is from RefSeq and is a predicted model, not a curated record. The transcript has 6 exons. Bases 1 to 4275 code for a protein of 1424 amino acids.